Molecule: messenger RNA, 1497 nt
Organism: Penicillium brevicompactum
Lineage: Eukaryota; Fungi; Ascomycota; Eurotiomycetes; Eurotiales; Aspergillaceae
Product: cation:proton antiporter
Exons: 7
Coding region: 1-1497 (498 amino acids)
Biological process (GO): proton transmembrane transport
Cellular component (GO): membrane
Molecular function (GO): antiporter activity
Source: RefSeq, a predicted model, not a curated record
AUGGCCAACGGUUUCCUCCCAUACCACGAACCUGGAACCGUUCAAAUCCUAAUAAUCGUCUCAUUCUUCUUCUUCCUAUCGCUCGCAAAAUGGUUCUCGGCAAAGAUCAUUCACGCCGGCAUCAUCGGCCAGAUCGCUGUCGGGAUCAUCUACGGCGUGCCCCUGGCCAACAUCCUCGAGCAUAACUGGCAGGAAACUUUUCUCGCCCUCGGCUAUGUCGGAUUGAUUCUGAUCAUUUUCGAAGGCGGUCUUGGCACUCGCGUGGAUCUGUUGAAGCAGAAUUUUACUCUGAGUAUGAUCGGUGCGGCGACCGGGGUUUGCUUCCCUAUUGCCCUUUCUUACCUGCUGCUUUAUCUGGGCUUUGGAUAUGGCGCGGUGGAGACUUUUAUUAUAGGCGCUGCGCUAUCAGCUACCUCAUUGGGCACUACUUUCGCCGUGAUCAGCUCGGCUUCGAGCUCGGUCAAUCUCGCCGAAACGCGCGUCGGUUCAAUCCUCGUGAGCGCCGCUGUCAUCGACGAUGUAGUAGGGCUCGUCAUGCUUAGUGUUAUCGGCGAUCUAGGCAAACUCUCAGACGAGAAUGUCAACCUAGGCUGGUUAAUCGGCCGUCCCAUAGUGGCAUCAGUGGGAAUGGCAAUCGUGACCCCCAUCGUCACAAAAUGGGUCUUUGCACCUUUCUUCCGAAAAUACAUCGAGUACCACUUCGCGCGCUUCGACCACGUCUCGAACAUCAUUCUCAUGAUCCUUGUUCUUUCGGCUUUUGUUGCCAUUGCCGGUUUCACUGGCACAUCGGUAUUAUUCGGUGCAUUUUUGGCCGGCGUGUUCCUCACCUAUAUUCCGAGCAAGCGGCCAGAAGGGCCAUUUGUGGUGAUGAGCCGCGAGCAGGGCGAGCGUGAGGACGAUAAGAGUCCUACCUUUGUCCACACUUUUGAGAAAUAUCUCCUAGCGCCUCAGGAGUACUUGAUGGAGCCUUUAUUCUUUUCUAGUAUUGGGUUCGCGAUUCCGUUUGUGCAGCUGUGGACAGGGAAGAGGAUUUGGAGAGGUGUUGUUUAUACGCUACUGAUGGCUUUUGCUAAGUGCGUUGUUGGAAUCUGGGUCCCCAUAUGGCAAAUCGGGAUGAAAGGCAAGUCUCAAAGCACAGAAUCGCAGGCAAGGACCAAAGGGGAGAAGAAGAGGAAGAGAAGCCACAUCGAGCAAGUUGAGCAUAAACAGCAAUGGAGACGGGCUUGGCUCGCUGCAGCGCUGCUUGGGUCUGCUAUGGUGGCCCGAGGUGAGAUUGGUCUGCUGAUCAUUGAGAUUGGACACAAUGAGACUCCGUAUGUCAGUGACGAUGGGUUUAUCACUGGCGUGUGGGCAAUCUUGUUGAACACAAUUAUUGGCCCGGUUACUGUUGGUCUGAUGGUUCGGUUUCAUGCGCAGGCCAUUGAAGAGGGUGAUUGGGGGUUACAGAGCUCUUCAAUUCCUAUGGAAGGCGAGGAGACUGGCCAUGGUGCGGUAUAG